GACGAAACAUGCAGUCGAAUGAAAAUACUGGCAACUGGGAGGCUGGAAUAUUGAACGAUCAUAACAAGCUGAAUCGCCAACGUCUAUCUGAAGGACUUUACAGCAGACCUGGUGAAUGCCAACUACGAGUAUUGGAAUCAACCCGGAGGAGAAUCAAAGAAGACAACAGCGGUGUCACAUCGUCUAAGACUACCAGAGAAGCAUCCACGGCCCCUUCUUCUAAUGGAAAUAAUUUGUGGUGGUCAUUGACGCUCAGCAGGCUGCACUUUCGAAAAUGAGAAACGUCUAUGGAGGCAGCUUGGUUCGUUCGUCACGAGGGUAUGGAUUCAAGCGAAAACAACGAGCCUUCCGAACGUUUUGUAUCUUCCAACUCCUGGGAAGUUUGGUAUGUUCGGGUCUCUUGAUGAGUUUGUGGUUGAUGGCUCAAUUGGAGGAAACCUUGAAAUCAAAUAUUGCUACUCCAGAUAAGAUGGGAAAAUUACAGCGACCAAAAGAACCAUUCAAGAGGACUACUUCCAACGACUUCCUUGCAUACGAUUACGAACGAAAAUCAUCGCGACAGGCGAUGCACCAUCCUCCGGAGACCGAACAGAUGAAGAGCCUUGUUGGCAACCCGGGGUCUCACCCAUCCAUUGAAGAGAAUACGAAUGGAAGUGUCAUCAACCAAAUCACAUGGCGACAACGGAAUCAAUUGAUUUCGUCUCCAUCGCCAUUGUUUCCGCUUCUUCCUCCGUCCCUCGACUACCUAGGGGUUCUGAUAGACGCAGGUCGCCAUUACUUUCCAGUGCCAUGGCUCUAUCAACAUCUUCGAUACCUGCACGACUUGGGAUACAAUUAUAUUCAUUUCCGAUUGACUGACGAUCAGAACUUUAUUCUCAACAUAACAAUACCAAAAUUGGGUAUAGAGAGAAGGAACAGAAGUAUUUCUGACACUAGUUUCGCGUUCGUUGCUCGUUGGGAGCAGGAACAAAAGAAUCUCCACGGCACCCAUAAUGGCACAGCCGACGAAGGGGACAGGCACGUCUAUUACCAGCCGCAUGAGCUAUCGAAAUUUGUUGAGUUUGCAAGAGACGAAUACAACAUAACCGUCGUUCCAGAAAUCAAUGUCCCGGGCCAUGCGGGUGCUUGGGGGGCCAACACGGCGGUUCCAGAUCUUGUCGUGUCGUGCCCCAAGUUCGCCUGCUCGAAUGGCUACGGUGUCCCACUGAACCUGACGCAUCCAGAGUUACCAAAAAUACUUGAACACGUACUGACCGAAGUGGUGGAAAUCUUUCACCACCCUCCCUUCUUGCACCUCGGUGGAGAUGAGCUGCACAUGUCUCUGCCUUGUUUGGAGGAGGCGGGCAUCGCGGAUACAUCUUCUUGGCUAUCGGAUAGCGUUGCACGCUUUGAAAAAGAAACCCUUGGACCCAUCGUGGAAGGCCUAGGCUACGGUCCCCAUCAGAUACUUAGAUGGGAAACACCAAACCAAAAACGAAGGUCGGAACCGGAGGAGUAUCGAUUUGGCGGGAUCACCCACUAUUGGGAAUCAACUCCUCCCUCACAAAACGACGGGAGGGGUGAUGUGACUCCGUACAUGGUUUCGACAGGACUAUAUCUAGAUGUUAUGUCGACCAGCAAGAUCUACGGAUACGGAGAUUUUUUGGCCGCGCAAAAGCUGGUUUCCGAGGCGCGGUCGAAUCCACCGUUUGCCAUUGUGGCGGGGGCUUUUGAAUUGGGAACUGAAUUUUGGGAGGAUCGCAACGUUUUGGGUCGACUCUUCGCGAUUCGAAUGGGGGUAGCAACGGCCUCCGAAACGCCAUCGGAAGCCAUCCCUCGAACGCAAUACGAAUUCAAGUCACAGUAUCUUUCCAAAUGCAAGUCGAUCUUCCACUUCUCCAAUGCCGAUUCCAUAUGUGAAAGUGCAGGUCUGCCUCUUUUGGAGGAUCGGAGCUACCAAGCGAAGUGGAAGCUGUUUUGGAAAGAAUGGAAGACUGGAUUAUGCGAGUACGUUGUUAUCAUUUUGAGAUUCGAGGGGGAUGCUAUUCAGUCUACCGGCUUUCUAAUCCAGCCUUCCUUCUUUGUUUCUCAUUUUCCUCAAAAAUCUCUUUAUUGGAUUCAUUCAAAAAUGCAGAGGGCUGACAUAUCCAGAGCAAUCACCUCACAUCCACCCAUCAUCUGUAGAUCCGAAAGUACAACGAACUGCUAACCACAAUUUCUGGGAAAGUGUGCUAUCUUCGUCUCAAUCUCUCGGAGUUACGAGGCAACAUAUUCAUACAAAUGUCACUGCACCAAAGUCCAUUGAUAGCAACAUACCACAUGUUGGAUUGGUAGUAAAUCUAGUAGAGAAUUCCAUCUCUCAACAAAACCUUUUUCGGUUGCUUCAAACGAUAGAGCUUCUGGGUAUGAAUUUGAUCCAGUUGAACCUUGCAGACGACUUCGGACAGGUUGUGGAGUACGAUUCCGUCUCUGGCAUUGGAUACAGUACUGCACUCUCGGAAGCAAAUCAGAAGGACGCAAAAAUAGCACUGCCCCUAUACGAUCGCCAUCGAUUGGAACAGAUUAUAGGUUGGGCUUAUCAAGCCGGCAUUCAAUUGGUACCUGAAAUCAAUCUAGCAACCAAUGGAGGUGGCUGGUUCAAGACCGGAAUGCUAAUUGACUGUCCCAAAGUUUUGUGCGAAAAGGGCCACGGAAUUGCCUUUGAUGUGAUCAAUAAGAUCGAAAGCGUAUUGCCGAUCGUGCUGUCUGUAGUUGCCGAACUACGAGACAUAUUUUCGGCUUCUCCCUUGAACAAAUUCAUGCAUCUAGGAUUCGAUGAACGGGAGAUGGCGGUAGGUGGGUGUUUUUCAGAAUCAGGGCUCGAUGCCUCCGAAGUGCACGCUGCCUUGCAUAGAUUUGAAACCAAAUUGUUUGACGCCAUCUCUCUCAUUGGAGCUGACCAUCACAAUAUAAUUCGUUGGCAAAAUGAAGAAAAAGUAGAAUAUCGGGAUCGCACUGGAAAGAUUACUCAGUUUACCAGCAUAGAUGACUUAGCGGAUAAAUACGACAGCAUUUCAGACCUCACUCCGUUUUUUGGAACGGUGCUCAUUACGGAAAAAAAUACACCAUGGGAGGUGUAUCAAGCGACUCUAUGCUGGACAACGAAAUCGUCACCUCCACAUGGUUUGGUUGCCAAGGGGACUCAUGGGCAAGUUCCGCAGAUUGAUCAACUCGUCGCAUUUACUAUGGGGCUUAGAGACAGAGCUAAAACUGAUACUACUUUUGAUGGUUUUCAGACCGACUUUGCAGUCGCUUGUGAGAAACUACGAUGUAGAGAAGCUGCACAAUAUUUUGGAAGAACUGCAAACAAUAGAGCACAAUUGAAGGACUUGAAUCUGAGAGAGUCAUGUAUAGAAAGAACUACCAAUACUACCUCAAGGAGAUCUAAAAAGUGACGAAGACAUUCCUUUUCUAGUAAUAGUAGUUUUGAUGAAGUACUACUACUAGUACUAGUAGUAAUUGCGACUUUUUGGCUCGUAGUAACUACCUUGACAUAUUUCUCACGUGUGACCAUAGGUUAACCUUUCAAAGUAUCAUUUGCUUCAUAAACUGAUCUAGAUUGU
Pseudo-nitzschia multistriata is the source of this 3581-nucleotide messenger RNA. The record is from the annotation of a GenBank genome assembly. Lineage: Eukaryota; Bacillariophyta; Bacillariophyceae; Bacillariales; Bacillariaceae.